Molecule: messenger RNA, 9348 nt
Organism: Perca flavescens (yellow perch)
Lineage: Eukaryota; Metazoa; Chordata; Actinopteri; Perciformes; Percidae
Gene: hecw2b
Product: HECT, C2 and WW domain containing E3 ubiquitin protein ligase 2b
Exons: 31
Coding region: 1165-5679 (1504 amino acids)
Biological process (GO): regulation of dendrite morphogenesis; ubiquitin-dependent protein catabolic process; protein ubiquitination
Cellular component (GO): cytoplasm
Molecular function (GO): protein binding; ubiquitin protein ligase activity
Source: RefSeq, a predicted model, not a curated record
UACCGAGGGUCAGCGGUGCUGCGCCCGGGCUCUGGAGCACCGGAGCCGGCUUGGAAGCCGAGGAAGGAUCGGUGGUGCCCGGGCCGCAUGCAGGUCCGUCGUCCAUAAUUAAGCAACUUCGGUAUUUUUUUUGCAUGCAGGUGUGGUUGUAAACAACGUUAAAUCGCCGUAGCAAAGGACAGAUGUGCUGUCAGUCCACAACACAGAAGGUUCAAGUGAGAGCUCCAUUUCUUCCUGCAUCAUCCGGUCUAUCCGUACAGCCACAGUGGCAGCUGUCUCCCUUCACCACUCUCCUCUCUGUGGAUUAUAGGAACACCCCGUCAUCACCCCAUCCUCCUAGACCGAGUAGCAGAAGGAUUUCCAGAUCGCCUUUCAUGCUUAAUUUCUUGUCUCCCUCUGGACAUCUCCCACAUCUACCACUUUCCUUUAUAAUGGGUACCGGAAUGAUUUACAAAGUACUCUAGUCCCUUAAUGCAAAUGUUCUUGUCACUAAAGUGGUUGUCCGAAUGGACAAGUGUCCUAGGGUGUUAAGAGAGAGAAUCAACAUCGACAUUCACAGUGGAAACAUAUCCAUGCCUGAUCUAGAGAGAGAAAAGGACAAAAAAUAAGAGAGAGGUUCAAAUAUGGUUCAAACUGCCUCAUUACAACUUGAAUGAUGACUAGUAGAACCUGGGAACUCUGAAGUGCCUUAUCCAAGGGCAGCAGGGCCAAAGAAAUGUAAAUCAAGAAACCCAAACGUCUUCUUUUUUAACUUGCUUUGCACAGUGUACUGCUGUCGUGAUCACUCCAUUCAUCCCUCUGUAACUCCAUACAGCCAUUUGUUGCUGCUUCAGUUUGCUCUAGUGGUGCUAAAGAACCUACGUGUUCCUUUCCUCCCUUUCUUUUUCUCUAACUCCUCCCCACCCAACUGCCUCCUCCUCUUUGUUUUCCUUUUUUGGCCCACCCAUUUGGCCUCCACCAUUCGCCCCUCUUGCAACGGCCAUCCUGCCCCCUCGUCCCCGCCCCCCAUCACCCUCCCUCUCUACCUCCUCUGCCCCCUCCUCACCUCACCAUCACCACCACCAUCCUCACCUUCAGCCCUACUCACAUCACCACCACCAACUCUCCGUCCCUCCCCCUUGCUUCUUGCCCCCUCCCUUUUCCGCCUUCUCGUCGGCGGGAACCAUGGCGAUGGCUGCCACUGCCUCCUGCUCUCCCUCAUCCCCAUCGUCCGCUAAUGGCAGCGCCCGGGAGCAGCUCCUGGCGGUGCGUCGGCGCACCCCUCACACCCGGCCGUACACAAUUGGUCCAGAAAACCUCACCAGUCUGGCAGUGCAGGGCACAGUUGGUACCUCUGCAUCCUCCUCCUCUACUAUGUCGUCAGGGAGCCAACCAGAAACAGCCGGGGUGGGGCUCCAGCGGGCCAAUAGCGACACAGACCUGGUGACAUCAGACAGCCGCUCAUCGCUCACAGCAUCUACAUACCAGUUGACUCUAGGCCAUAGCCACUUGGUCAUCUCCUGGGACAUCAAGGAGGAAGUGGAUGCCACCGACUGGAUUGGCCUGUACCACAUCGAUGAGACAUGUGUGGCCAAUGUAUGGGACUCCAAGAAUCGUGGAGUGAAUGGCACCCAGAGAGGACAGAUUGUGUGGAGACUGGAGCAAGGACCCUACUUCACGGAGUCAGAGACUAAGAUCUGCUUUAAAUACUAUCACGGUGUAAGUGGAGCAUUAAGAGCAAUAACACCUUGCAUCACUGUCAAGAACCCUGGAGUACCGGUGGGCAGUGAAGGCCAAGUGGAGGAACAAACAGGGACUGAGCACUGCCGAAAACUAGUCAGCUUCACCUUAUCAGACAUUCGGGCAGUGGGUCUGAAGAAGGGCAUGUUCUUCAACCCGGACCCCUACCUGAAGAUGUCCAUUCAGCGCGGAAAGAGGAGUGGCCUCCACAAGUUCACUCACCAUGGCCAGGAGAGACGCUCCUCCAUCGUAGCCAACACCACCAACCCUGUGUGGCACGGGGAGAAAUACACCUUUGUGGCUCUGAUGACUGACGUGUUGGAGAUCGAGGUUAAGGAUAAGUUUGCCAAGAGCCGACCAAUUAUCAAGCGAUUUCUUGGUCAGCUGAUCAUCCCUGUGCAGAGACUUCUGGAGGGGCCAACAACUGAUGAUCAGCCCGUCAGCUACAGCCUGUGUCGUCGUCUCCCUACAGACCAUGUGAGCGGGCAGCUUCUGUUCGGGGUGGAUAUCACCUCCACCGGACAUGAAGAAGCCUCCCCAGACGCUGUGGGAACCAUCUUAGGUGGCACAAUAAAUUGUGACCCCGGAAGUCCCUCAGACGACGAAGACCUUCCUCACCCUUCCUCUUCCUCACGUGUUGCAUACAGAUCUUCUCCCACAGGCCCUGACGAGGGCUCCCUGUUAGUCAACGGUGCUUGUUAUUAUGCCGAUGACAGCGUGUGGCGGGAGCCUGGGCAGAUGGAAGAGGAGGAUCUGCAUUCUGUGCCUCUGGGCAACCAAACCCAUCGACAAGUGUCACUCAACGACUACCUGGAUGCCAUCGAGGAUCCCAGGAGCUCCGGGGACCGAGCUCUGGCAGGGCCUUCACCGAAACUCCGCUCCAGCUUUCCAACAGACACGCGGCUUAAUGCCAUGCUGCACAUAGACUCCGAUGAGGAUGAGGAGAUGGCAGAGCAAUACAGGGAGCAACAGGAGAUGAGGACACAGCAGAGCCCAGACUUAUCGAGAAGAUCGGCUACAUCUGAAUCUCUACAGGGGAACGAGCGUUCAAAAGGAGAGCCACAGGGGCAGACUGGAGCUGGGACUGGAACUGGGACAACAGAGGCAGGUUCCUCUUCCAGUGUUCAGCCUGAAACUGAGCCUGCAGGGGCUCAACCUGGAACUGCAGAAAGUGUAUUCCAAACACAGGCAGAAACAUCAACAGCUGGGACUGCAGAGGUUGCUGGAGCGGCAGCUAAGGCUGCACACAACACUGGGGAAACUUCGAGCUUAUCUCAGGCAUCAGUGGCUGAGUCAGCUGCAGUAGCUGGGUCAAGGAAGCCUGUGGUGGAAUGUACCUGUCAGGAGCAGAGCAGAGCAAACCAGGAAGUACCCUGCAAUCCCUCACUUGGUCUCCUUUCACCCAUUCAGGAGGUGGAGACAAGAAAGGUGGCACCAAAGGCAGAGGAGGAAGGGGAGUCAUCGAGCAGCGAGCCAAACAGACCAGUAGCAGCAGCUGCUCCUAUGAGCAGCAUCAUAGCUGACCAAGGAGGAGGGACUUCUGAUGUUGGUGCAGGUACCACAGCUCUGGUUAAUGGUCACCAAUCUGUUCGCCCCCUGCCAUCUGUCCGCCAUGACAUCAGUCGUUACCAGAGAGUAGACGAGCCACUACCACCUAACUGGGAGGCUCGUAUCGACAGCCACGGUCGGAUCUUUUACGUGGACCACGUGAACAGAACCACAACUUGGCAGCGUCCCACUGCUCCCCCUGCCCCGCAGACUCUCCAGAGGUCCAACUCCAUACAGCAGAUGGAACAGCUGAACCGUAGAUAUCAGAGUAUACGGAGGACGAUAACCAAUGACUGCAGACCAGAGGAGCAGCCAGCCAAUGAACUGCUGGCUGAUGAGACUGACAUGCACCCUUCCAUCCCAGAGCUCCGUAGAGACAACAGUGUGGCUCAGUCCAGUUCCAGGUCUCGCCUAACCCUGCUGCUUCAGUCCACCAGCGUGAAGUUCCUCACCAGCCCUGACUUCUUCACUGUGCUGCAUUCCAACCCUAGUGCCUACCGUAUGUUCACCACCAACACGUGUCUGAAGCAUAUGAUCAGUAAGGUUCGUCGGGAUGCUCACCACUUUGAGCGCUACCAGCACAACAGGGAUCUGGUGGCCUUCCUCAACAUGUUCGCCAACAUACAGGUGGAGCUGCCGAGAGGCUGGGAGAUGAAGCACGACCACACCGGCAAGCCUUUCUUCGUGGAUCAUAAUUGCCGCGCCACAUCUUUCAUUGACCCCCGGCUGCCUCUCCAGAGCACUCGGGCCCCGAGCCUCCUAGCUCACCACCAACACCUAACUCGCCAACGCAGCCACAGUGCCGGGGAGGUCAGCCCACGACGAUUGGUGGGUGAAGACCCUCGUCAAGCCGGCCCACCCGUCUUGCCACGGCCUUCCAGCACCUUCACCUCUGCCAACAGGGGGCAUUGCCAAGACGUUGUGCCAGUGGCUUACAAUGACAAGAUUGUGUCGUUUCUUCGUCAACCAAACAUCUUUGAGAUUUUGCAGGAGAGACAACCUGAUUUCAACUGGAAUCAUUCACUCAGGGAGAAGGUGCAGCUCAUACGCACAGAUGGAGGAUCAGGAUUGGCCAGGCUGUCAGGUGAUGCUGAUCUUGUCAUGCUACUAAGUCUGUUUGAAGAUGAAGUAAUGUCCUAUGUGCCGCCUCACGCCUUACUUCACCCCAGCUACUGCCAGUCACCUCGGGGAUCCCCUGUCUCCUCCCCACAGAAUUCGCCUGGUACUCAGAGAGCUAAUGCGAGAGCCCCAGCACCUUACAAGAGAGAUUUUGAAGCCAAACUGCGCAACUUCUACAGGAAACUGGAAACUAAAGGCUACGGCCAAGGACCAGGGAAGCUAAAGUUGAUCAUCCGUCGUGACCAUCUGCUGGAAGAUGCCUUCAACCAGAUCAUGUGCUAUUCCCGUAAAGACCUGCAGCGCAGCAAGCUCUACGUCAGCUUCAUUGGGGAGGAGGGGUUGGACUACAGCGGGCCUUCCAGAGAGUUUUUCUUCCUGGUUUCCAGGGAGCUGUUCAACCCUUAUUAUGGUUUAUUUGAGUAUUCUGCCAACGACACCUACACCGUCCAGAUCAGCCCCAUGUCCGCCUUUGUAGACAAUCACCAGGAAUGGUUCCGGUUCAGUGGUCGCAUUCUGGGUUUGGCACUGAUCCAUCAGUACCUGCUGGAUGCCUUCUUCACCAGACCCUUCUAUAAAGGCCUACUGCGCAUUCUCUGUGACCUGAGUGACCUAGAGUACCUGGACGAGGAGUUUCACCAGUCCCUUCAGUGGAUGAAGGACAACGACAUAGAAGACAUGCUGGACCUCACCUUCACCGUCAAUGAAGAAGUCUUCGGACAGAUAACAGAAAGGGAGCUGAAGCCUGGCGGAGCCAACAUCCCUGUGUCAGAGAAGAACAAAAAGGAAUACAUUGAGCAGAUGGUGAAGUGGAGGAUAGAGAGAGGAGUUGUGCAGCAGACUGACAGCCUGGUCAGAGGUUUCUACGAAGUGGUGGAUGCCAGGCUAGUAUCAGUGUUUGAUGCAAGGGAGCUGGAGCUGGUGAUCGCCGGCACAGCUGAGAUUGACUUAUCAGACUGGAGGAACAACACAGAGUACAGAGGAGGUUACCAUGACAGCCAUAUUGUAAUCCGGUGGUUCUGGGCAGCAGUGGAGAGGUUCAACAACGAACAGAGACUACGGCUCCUGCAGUUUGUGACCGGUACAUCCAGUAUUCCUUAUGAGGGCUUUGCUUCUCUGCGAGGCAGCAAUGGACCCCGCAGGUUUUGUGUGGAGAAGUGGGGGAAGGUCACAGCACUGCCCAGAGCUCAUACCUGUUUCAACCGGCUGGACCUGCCACCAUACCCGUCCUUCUCAAUGCUGUAUGAGAAGAUGCUGACCGCAGUAGAGGAGACCAGCACCUUUGGGUUGGAAUGAACCUUGUCUGUCCACCUACCCAAAUCUCAAGGACUGCUUCUGGUAGUGAAGAGGUAGCCAUGAUGGACAAAGGUUGAAAAGCUGGAUUUAAUGUAUGGCUUGAGUAAAUUUAUAAUAUAGCAGAGGCUGAUAAGACCUUUGAACCAUUAAGCUGCACUCUCACCUUUUGAAAUGUACAGAGGUAAACACUUAUUUUUGUUUGCAUGUGCACAUAUUUCGCACUUACUUAAUAGCACACACCUGAAUGAUGUGAUGAAUGAAGACCCACACUGCCUUUGAGACCAGAAUCCUAACUGCCAGGAUUUGACGAGUCAGAGCCCAGGUUUUUUUUUUCUCUUUGAUACCAGGAGUUUAAAGUUUAAGAAGAUGCAACCACUGCCGAAAGCUGAGUGGACUCUUUCAGCCUCUUUUAUUCUAGUGUCAAUGGACCUCAAAAGGUUAUACGCCUGUCCAGAACUGUGAGCUUCAGUGUCUCCUUGUAGUUAUUUCUUAAAGUCUUUUAAUGCCCGUCUGAUAUAACUUUUGGUAAAGUUUGUGGAAUUUUCCUGUGAACUUCUACAGCUAAUUUUGAAGUCCAGACAGAUGUAUUGUUACAGUAUUUUCAUCUGCAAGAAAAAUUGAUUUUCUAACGAUGUUAUUUUAAUCUAAAUAACUUGUGAUGUAGAUUGUGUGGGAAGUGUUUUUGAACCCGAUCUGGAUCAAUUGGAAAAAAAUAUUUGGCCACCACUUACAAAUUACAUAUGUAUGUCUAUUUAUUUUGAUUUUAUUGUAUUGAUUUGCUUUGAUCUAGGUCUAUUUUUAUUUAUUUAUUCAAAAGUAGUCUAAACUCAGAUUGAAAGAAAAUUGUAUAUCAUGCAAAGUAAAUUAAAUCUCCACUACCAGUAGUGAAUCUAGAAAACUGGGGUGGCAAUAAAUUUAGUUGAGUGGCAUGCACACCUAGAUCAGAACCGAAAGACUUCCCCGACUACAGCUACUGGUGUCAAACACCUAACACACUUAGGUCAUCUGACUUUAUUAUGUACUUGGAAAAUGACUUGAUAAAGUGAGAUAUUUUGAAAAAAGAUUUUGAUUAGUUCUGGACCUAAUUUUCCUGUUUACACUUUUAAAGAAUAUACUCUGUCAGUAUUUCUGUUUGAAGUUAACACUUGGGUUGGAACUCAGGUAUAUUUUCACAUGCAAAGUCAUCCAUCCAUUUAUUGUCCUCCACUUAUCUGGGGUUGGGUCGUGGGGGCAGCAGCUCCAGCAGGGGAAUCCAAACUUCCCUUUCCCAAACCACAUUAGCCAGCUCUGACUGGUUGAUCCCGAAGAGUUCUCAGGCCAAGUUGGAGAUAUAUAGGGAGGUGUGUUCCUUACCACAAAGGAGCAGCAUCUCUACUUCGAGCUCCUCACAGAUGACUGAGCUUCUUACCCUAUCUCUAAGGGAGCCACCCUCCUGAGGAAACCCAUUUUGGCCGCUUGUACGUGGGAUCUCGUUCUUUCGGUCAUGACCCAGCCUUAAUGACCAAAGGUGAGGGUCGGAAAGAAAAUUGACCGGUAGAUUGAGAGCUUUGCCUUCUGACUCAGCUCUGUUUUCAUUAUAACGGUGCGGUAAAGUGAAUGUAUCACUGCCCCAGCUGUGCCAAUUUUCCAGCCAAUCUCUUGUUCCAUUGCUCUCCACUUGCUCUCAAGAGCGAGUGGAGUACUUAAACUCCUUAACUUGGGGUAAGUUAAGGAGGUACUUAAAGGUACUUAAACUCCUUAACUUGGGGUAAGUGAAGUACUAAAGGUCACAGAAUGAUGAUGUCUUCAGGACCACAUCAUCUGCAAAAAGCAGUGAUGAGAUGAACUCCUCCCCGUGACUACACCUCGAUAUCCUGUCCAUGAAUAUCAAAAACAGGAUUGGUGACAAAGCGUAGUGCUGGCCUCCGACUUACUGCUCGGAGUCGGACACAGCUCUUGCUUUAGACAUACAGGGCCAUCCAAUAGGAUGGCCCAAUAGGAUGGCCCUGAGAAGGGACCCCCUUACCCUAACUCCUGCAGAACCUCCCACAGUAUGUCUCGGUCAUGUCCAGAUCCACAAAACACAUGUAGACCCCUCCAGGAUCCUUGCUAGAGUGAAGAGAUGUUCCACGACCAGGACGGAAUCCGCAUUGUUCCUCUUCCAUCUGAGGUUCCACCAUCAGCCAAACCCUCCUUUUAGCACCUUAGAGUGUCUACUAGGCUCAGGCUGAAUGUGAGGCCCCUGUAAUUGGCACACAAUCUCUGGUCCCCCUUUUUGCCCACUCCUUAGGCACUGUCCCAAACUUCUACCCAAUGUUAAAGGCAUUUCAUUCACACCCAAAGCUUUCAGCAUUUCUGGACGGAUCUCAGCAAUCCCCGGGGCUUUGCAACUGUGGGGCUGUUUGACUACCUCAGUGACUUCCACCAGGGAAAUUGAUAACAAUCCCUCAUCAUCCUCCAGUUUUGCUCCAGUUUGAGGAUGGGAACUCAAACUGAUCCAACUAACACUAUUUGGAUCAGUGUGAGGUCCCGUCCUUACUGUAGACAGCUUGGAUGGUUCCCCGUUUCCCACUCUUGAGGGCGGCAAAUCUUUUUCCAGAAGCACCUUGGUGCCGACCGAAAGUCUUCCUCCAUGUCCAUAUCUGGGAUAACAUCUCCCGGAAAGACUUCUUUACUCUGACUGCUUCCCUGACCAAUGGGUAAGUAGGGGUAGUUACUACCCCUGGAGGCACCCUAGACCCUGAGACCACAGCUCCCCGCCGCAGCUUCAGGAAUAGAAGCUUUGAACAUUGCCCACUCGGGUUCAAUGCCCCCAUCUACACCGAUCCCUGUGAUCCCUGCAUCCGCCUGAAAAGCUCCGCCGGAGGUCAGAGAAAGGGGCCUCCUCCAGACUUUCCCAGUUCACCCGCACUACCCGUUUGGUCUUAAGUUCAUGCAAUUAACAUAUUUGUUUUAAAUCACAUAUAAUUUCCUCUCUGUUUUCAGAGAGACAAAAUAUUCAUUAUUUUAACUUAGUCUUUCCUGCAAAUCAAGCACGCGGCCAAUUUUGCCAAUUUACAGUCUUCCCCAACCCCCAUACCCAACAGAUGGUUGACAGCGCCGCCCUUUUCUUUACCUGAGUGUCCAAAACUGUGUCACAUAUGCACGCACCAGCUCUGCUGCGGUUACUGUAAAACACGCUUAAGGCUUUUUGAAACCAUUCUUAGUCUGGCCCCUUGUCUGAGACUUGUUUGCCAUGGGAGACCCUACCAGGAGCUCACAGCUCUCAUGUUCAUAGGGACACACGAACAUCUCCACCACAAUAAGGUGAUGAUUCCAGAAUCAUCAUCUUAUUGUGAGGAACAAGCAAAUUCAGUUGAAUUCAAAAAUUUGAUCAAAUAAUUUAAUCCCAUAAUUAUAUAAUUUCCCUCCUUUAAUGUCCAAUGUACCAAAGUUUUGAGCCUUCACCAGAUGCUCACUCUCCAUAUCUAACCCUAACCCAACCAACAUACUCUUGAAUAUAAAUGUUUGUUAAGCACUUCUUCUAAAAUAAAAUGUCAUCACUCUAUGCAAGCUUCUUCUUUUCUUUCUCUCUCUCCGCCCCAUCUCCAUACUUUCAUUAAGAACCAGGUCUAUUCUUUUUUAUUCGACGCCAAUCCUUUUAUUUGUCACCACGGUAAUUUAGCAGAAUGCCUGCACCGCAGUGACUGC